Choloepus didactylus (southern two-toed sloth) is the source of this 5605-nucleotide messenger RNA. It is a transcript of the gene BTBD19, whose product is annotated as BTB domain containing 19. The coding region runs from base 2781 to 3938 and encodes 385 amino acids. The record is from RefSeq and is a predicted model, not a curated record. Gene Ontology annotation, molecular function: protein binding. The transcript has 4 exons. Lineage: Eukaryota; Metazoa; Chordata; Mammalia; Pilosa; Megalonychidae.
CUGGCCGGCACGUGGCCCCAGCACCACGCUGCACACCAGCUUGUAGCGCGGUGGGCUGAGCUCACGCAGGCGCAGGUGCACCUGCUCGCACAGCUCCCGCGCCAGCGGCCCGGCUUCGUGGCCGGAGUAGGAUGCAUUGCGCAGCCCCGCAGCCAGUGCCGCUUCUAGGACGCGCUGUGCACGCUCGGCUUCCCAGCGCUCUCCAGGCGCGGGCUCCGUGCGGUACGAGGGUGCCACCCGGCGGGUGGGCGCCAGGGGCAGCCCGGAGAAGCUGAUCCGUGAACCUAGAGGGGGCACGGGGCACAGGGAUUGUCGGCGACCCGCGCCUGGCCCCACCAGUGAGUUGCGGCGUGAGGAGGACAUGGCUGGGCCCAGCACAGAGCCACGUCGGGAAGCGGGGCCCAGACCUACAGGUCGGGCCUCAUCAAUGCUGGGCAGGCACCCUGGUCGCGGUGGUGGUGGUUUCGGCCCUGAGUCUUUGGCAGUCUCCUCCUCUUGGCAUCUGGGGGGCAGAGGCCUGCUAGCCAUAAACCUGCUGACUAGAGACCGACAGUUAGGGCAGGAUGGCCUUGGCUGGCCAUCUUCACCCACCACCCAGUCGAGUUGGUGAUGUCAAGGGUUUUUACUUUCUAUUCCUUUCUUACCUGUGUUUUCCAGACAAGCAGAUCAAAUAGUCUGGGGGUUCCUGGGUGCUUAGGGUCUCCUUGGGUAGAGGGUUAAGGACUUUGUUAGUGACAUCUGCAGGAGAAGGGUUGCCGAUCUAACCAUGAUCUUAGGCAAGUCCCUGCUCCUCUGAGCUCCACUUUCCCCUGGGCACAAUGGAGGCAAGCUAGGUGAGCUCUAAGUACACUUUCUUUCCUCCCUAGCUUUGACAGCAGGAGAAGGGGGAGAUAUACCUAGUUCCUACUUCAGCCUGGACAGUGGAAUUGGUACUUCCAUCCCCCAACUAGAAGGUUGGAUAGACAGACCCAUCUCCUUCGACUCCACAGAUCCUUCUGGCCCUGGAGGUGUUGAACCCAGUCCCCUUCUACACCUACCUGCUUCUAGGGUGGGUGGCACAAAGAUCUUCCUCAAACCUGGCUGAAGCUGGUGGCUGAUGAUGCUCCUUUCACCCUCUGCUUUGGCCUCUCCUGGCCCCACCUUCAGAAUCAGUUCGGGGAUGGCCGCCCUCUUCUUCUAAAAUUCCUGCAGACACCUGAGUCACCUACAGCCUUUGGCCUCUACGCUCUCUCCCAGCUCCCCAGGCCUGGGCGGCUGGGCCUGACUGGCAGGCAGGAGGGGAGGGGCCCCUUGCCUGUGUUGUGGAGUUGCCAUGGGUGCUGGGGCAGGCAGUGCUCCCUCUGCUUCCUUCCCUCCAGUUCUGGCUCUGGCUUAACCUGAGAGUCACCACUGUGAGCAUGCGCUGAGCGCAGAGUGCCUGUGGAUGUCCCUGAGUCAUCAAGGAAGAUGAGGCAACCAGGGCUUGGUGUUCCUGGAUGUACUACCAAGAUGGACACAGAGGGGGCAGGGUGGAGACAGAGGGAGAUGUUGCAGAGAGGAGAGGGGCCCUGGCUGGAAAGAUGUCCCCCUAUCCUGGGGCUCUUGACCCACUGUCUGUUUCCUCCCUUGUGAAUUGGUUGGAUAACUGGCUCUUCACGUGUGUGAGCAAGUCUCAGAGGCCUGGGAUUUGGGGGGACCUCAAAGCUGCCAGGGUGGCUGCUCAGGAAUCUGGGAACCAGGCCCACAGGAAGGAGCACAUCAAGGCUCUAUCAUCUCCCGAACAGCAUCAACAAGGACAAACAUUUCUGCUUCAGGCGCCGAGCUAGGGUGGGGCUUGAGUGACUUCCUCAGCCCUGGGCUGUGUGCGGGGGAAGGGAGGCCCUGCAGCUCAGCUGGGGGGAGCCAGGCUGACGCAGUGGUGACUUGGUGGUGACCUGAAUCCGGCCUCCUGACCCUUGCUGCUGGCCCAAGUGCCCUGGGGCUUGUCUCCAGCUGGCCACACCUCUGCUGUGUCCAGUUCCCAGAUUACUGCCUCCCUCCCUCUACCGCCUCAGGCAGAUGCAUUUCAGGGAUGCCAGAGGCUGUGACGCCUCUGGCAGAGCUGACGCCUCCUCACCUGACCCCUCUCUGGGAGUGACGGGACUGCCCCCUCCCAAACAAGCCAAGUCUUGGCCCUGUAAACUGUCCUGUGGGAUUGAGGAUUUUCCCGGUUGAUGGGGGUUCCCCAGGCCUGGGGUCCUGAUUCUGAGCCUAGGCGGGGGUUGGGGAUGGGUGGAUUGGAGGGCAGGGGAGUUUGAACUCUGAUCCCAGGGCAGGAGGGUGCCACAGCACUAGGACCCUCAGGCUCCGCUUAAGGCCCUGCCGAGGACUAAAGUUUUCCCCAAGCCUUUGAGAGAUGGGCGGAGCCUCUUCCCUGCCAGGCUCCAGUUUCCAUGGAAACCCCUCGGCUUCCCACCCAGGCUGCUGCCUGGCCAGGCUCCCAGCUGGGGCCUCAUCCGCCUGCCGGCUGCUCCCCAGCCACAGGCCGCUCCAAGCCUUGGCUUCUCGCUCCUCCCUCCCUGCGUCUAUCCCUGUCCCCAAGCCUCUGGCCACUGGCCUCGGAUGCCUUCUUCAGGAACCUGGGCCUCCCCUGGUCCAGUCUCUAAACUUCAGCUUCUCAGCAACAGACCUCCCAAGCUCCUGCCCCUCCCUCUCAGGCCCUUCAGGCUUCCUGCUCCUUCUUGCCUUCUGCCUCCCUCAGACCAAAGAACGACAGAUCUCCUAGGCCAUCCACCCGCUUGCUUCCCCCGCCCUCCCCGUCCAUGGAGACCCCAGGAUUGGUUGUGCACGGGGAGGCUGUGCCCUUUUCCACAGCACUCAGAAGCCUCGUCAACAAUCCCCGGUACAGUGAUGUUUGCUUUGUGGUCGGUCAAGAACGGCAGGAGGUGUUUGCCCAUCGGUGCCUGUUGGCCUGUAGAUGCAACUUCUUCCAGCGACUUCUGGGUGUGGACCCAGGUCCUGAGGUUUCUAGCCCUGUGGUGCUGAGCACCGUGCCAGCUGAGGCCUUCUUGACAGUGCUGGAGUUCCUGUAUACCAACAGCGUCAAGCUGCACCGCCACUCUGUGAGCCCACUGGGUGGGAGCGGCUCGGGGUGCAAGAGGCAGAGGAGUUGGCCUGUUACACUGUGGGCUGAGGGGCAGGGGAAACUCCCAUCCAUUCCCCCAACCACCUACUCUGCAGGUCCUGGAGGUGCUGACGGCGGCCGUGGAGUACGGGCUGGAGGAACUGCGAGAGGUGGCUGUAACCUUUGGCCUGGGACCACUGCAGGAGUGUUGCGUGGCCUUCAUAGAGGCCCACAGCCAGGUAGAGCUCCCUAUCUUUACAACCUCACACACCCCAUUCUGCAACUCCUUGACCCAUUCGCCUGCUCGCAGGAGGCUCUUCGGACCCGCGGCUUCCUGGAGCUGUCGGCGACCGCGCUGCUGCCCCUGCUGCGCAGCGACAAGCUCUGCGUGGAUGAGGCUGAGCUCGUCCGGGCGGCCUGGAGCUGGGCGCGCGUGGGCGCCGCGGUGCUGGAGCAGCCCAUGGCCGAGGUGGCGGCCCCGGUGGUGCGGGAGCUGAGACUGGCCUUGCUGGCCCCGGCGGAGCUGAGCGCCCUGGAAGAGCAGAACCGGAGGGAGCCGCUCAUCCCGGUGCGGACGCGGGGGACUGGGCUCAGACGCACCCAGCGGCGUCCGGGAAGGGCGCGGGGGCGUGGCCCGGCUCUUGCUUUGCGGGGCUUGGAAGGCACUGUGGAGCUCCGAGGUGACCGGCCUUCCCCUGCAGGUGGAGCAGAUCGUGGAGGCGUGGAAGUGCCACGCCCUGCGGAGAGGGGACGCGGCCCGGGGCGCCCUGUGCCGCCGGCGGAAGGGCACUCUGCCCCGGGAGCAUCACCGCUUUCUGGACCUGCCCUUCCAGUGAUCCAGCGCCACGACUUGUGAGGAACCCCGGGCCUGUCCUACUGGAUGGCUCCAAAACUACCGCUCCCGGUAUGCUCGACUCUUGGAGUAGACUUCCGUUCCCAGCAUGCCUGGCGAGCCGAGCACCGGAAAGGCCGCACUUUGUGAUGAGCGGCGAAGCGAGGUUUUAGGCUCGUUAGAGCAGCCAGGGUUUCCUUCGCAUCACACCGUGUUCGUAGGCACUUUUCAUCUUCUCGUUUGCUCGAUGACACCCAGAUAUAUUUUCAGCCCAGCUCCCUCUUUAUCCCAAACCUGCCUCCUGUGGAAAUCUCUUCGCUGAAUGCCCCUCGGGCAUUUGAGACUCAGUCUAAAAUCGAGCUCAUCUUGCCCCAGUUAUGCACUGCUCCCACCGUGCUUUUCAUCUCCAUGAGUGCCCAAGUCGGAAACCUGGAUCUCGUCCUUGCCAUAUCUCCCUUCCUCACACCUGCCUCAUAUCCUUUCUACCUUCUAAGAGACCUUACCAGUUGUUUCAGUUCUUAGUCUUCCUGCCUUUACUCCAGCCCUACCACCUCACCUCCACCUGUCCCAAUCCAUUCCCCACACUGCAGCCAGAUCUUUCUUCAAAUCAGGUCUGACAAUGUCAGUCCUAAUCCCUUUAUUAAGCCCCUCAAUAUCCCCAUUGCCCUCAGAACAAAAUACAAUCCGAUUUCACUUUCACGGCACUCAACGACUAGUGGUUCCCAAACACUGGCAACUUUUCUCAACCACUGCAUUUGCAUAAAUUCACUCGUUCGGAGCCACUAGUCCCCUAGCUCUAGAUUUAGUCUUGGGGUCUUCAGUCUUAUGCUACUUCUUUUCAUUCCUUACACAUCUUGUCUUCUGAGGAUCUGAAUCUUCCUGGAAAAAGAUUCCUGGAGCUGGAGUGGUGCCUUGUUCAUUUCUGCUUCCCAAGUCACAUAUGCAAUACUCUAUAAAUGUUAACUGAAUGACUUCGUUUCCUCAUAACCACUUUAUUCCAUAAAGAGUUUAAAGAAGGUGAAAAACAAGAUGUCAUCAAUCUAAAAUGAGGGACAAUCAAUUAUUUGGAAGAAAAUAAAGUUAGAUUUCUGUUUCAGGGAUUUUUUUUUUUACAAAAAUUUGUUUCUCAUGGGUUAAAGAGUUAUUUGGUAUUAUCUCUCAAGAUCACUUCAUGCAGUAACACUUCAUGGCAGCAUUGUUUGGGUAAUGAAAAUUAAAAACAAUCUGUAUGUCCAUCAAUAGAAGACUGGUUAAAUUAACUGUGAUAUAUUCCUGCAGUAAUAUAAAAUAUAUUCAGAUCUUUGGUGAAAAAAGCACAGAGCAGCCAAGAAGAGCAUGAUUCCUUUUGUUAAAAAGGGUGCUGAGUGAAGGCAUCUGAUGAGAUUAGAGACCUGAAGGAAGGAGGGCCUGGGCCAUGGGCUCUGGGGAAAGGCAUUGGAGGGUUUUGUUAAAAAGGAAUGAGUAAAAUGAAUAUGCCUUCUGGAGCGAGGCUGCUGGGUUUGAAUUACAGCUUCACCACUUUUCAACUUUGUGACUUGAGUGAGGUCACUUAACUUUUCUAUGAUUCAGUUUCCUUAUUGGUAAAAUGGAGAUAAUAGAACCUACCUAGUAGGGUUCUUAGAAGAAAUUAGUUAAUUUUUGUAAAGUGCUUAGAACUAUAGUGGUACAGAUUAAAUCCUGUAUAUAUGCUU